CGACUUCUACACGAGUUACAAGAACUUAAAAAUUCCAUAACAAAAUCUACAACAUGUUCCGCAUUUGUGCUCUUAUCUUUGCUCUGGUGGCCAUUGCCUCGGCUGCUCCUGCUCCUGGUUAUCUGGAACCCCAUCACGCUCACUCCCACUACGGAGUGGCUAUUACACCUGUGGUUAAGGUGGUGCCUGUGGUUAAGCAAGUGCCCGUUGUCAGCCAUGUUCCCGUUGUGAAGCAUGUCCCCGUGGUGCAGCAUGUGUCCGUGGUGCAGCAUGUUCCUGUGCUCAAGUCCUACUCCCCAGUGGUCCAUCAGGCAUCAGUCUAUGCUCCAUCGUACGCUCAUUCCCAUGGAGUGCCUUCCUAUGGAGUGCCCGCUUAUGGACAUCAGAUCUACCACCAUUAAGAGCCCCAAAAGAACCAGCAAUUUCGAUUUGAUAUGAAU
Messenger RNA from Drosophila subobscura, 440 nucleotides. RefSeq lists its product as uncharacterized. The transcript is spliced from 2 exons. The record is from RefSeq and is a predicted model, not a curated record. Bases 54 to 401 code for a protein of 115 amino acids. Lineage: Eukaryota; Metazoa; Arthropoda; Insecta; Diptera; Drosophilidae.